Molecule: messenger RNA, 917 nt
Organism: Lymnaea stagnalis (great pond snail)
Lineage: Eukaryota; Metazoa; Mollusca; Gastropoda; Lymnaeidae
Source: the annotation of a GenBank genome assembly
GAUUGUAACCUUGGAUAUUACGGAAUAAACUGUCAAUAUUCAUGUCCAGCUACAUGUAGCCAGAAACGAUGUAACCAUGUCAAUGGAGCAUGUGAAAGUUGUGUGUCUGGUUAUCAAGGAGAUAUGUGUCAGCAAGGUAUUUUGGAAAUUUUCAAUUCCAUCGCACGGCGUGCUAAGCUUAUAUUGACCAUUAGCAUACUGGAACAGGACAGUGUUAUCAAUCAGGCUGAUUAAGCUGAAGUCUAGGGGCCCAGCAUCAGCAGGGUCACGUGCAACUUAUAGCAUUGGCAUGGUAAUGCUGCGAAAUCGAACAUUCCAAAUUUAGGAUGCGGCAAUAAAAAGCACGAAAUGUUGCAGACAAUGGUUCUUUUUGAAUAUUUGUUUAUGUCAACUAGCGUUAAUCUUAGUAACGAAACUCAAUUUUAUUAUUAUGCCUAUGUUGUUUUUCGUUAAAUUGGUUAUUUUUUGUAAAAAUAACUUUUCUCUUAUCUUGACAGUCUGUAGCCCUAAGAAAUUCGGACUCAACUGUCAAAAUGAUUGUCCAAUAAAUUGUAAAAACCAACUUUGUAACCGUGAGAUUGGUUCUUGUUCCAGUUGUGAACCUGGGUAUCAAGGCAUAAAGUGUGACCAAGGUUUGUUGGAAAAUAUCAAUUUUAUCGCUCGGCUUAAUGUGUUGUUCUUGUUUAAUGAUCUUUAUGAUUCGGAUAAAAGAUUUUAAUAGAUUAAAAAAUAUCUCUAUAUGCUUUUAAUUAUGUAACGCGUCAAAAUUAAAAUAUACUGGUGUCUAUUUCUUUUUUAAAUUUGUCAUUUUGUGUUUUGUUGGUACAGAUUGUAACCUUGGGAGAUACGGAAUGAAUUGCCAAUAUUCAUGUCCAGGAAAAUGUAGCAACAAACGAUGUAACCAUGUCAGUGGAUCA